Molecule: messenger RNA, 2931 nt
Organism: Menidia menidia (Atlantic silverside)
Lineage: Eukaryota; Metazoa; Chordata; Actinopteri; Atheriniformes; Atherinopsidae
Source: the annotation of a GenBank genome assembly
GGUUUAGAUGACGUGAGGCUUCUAAAUCCUCCAACGGAAGCUUUGCCAGUCCAUCUACUGGGAGUGCUUUACUCGUGUGAAGGACCGGCCACGGUACAGCUGGACUGCGUCUUAUCUUUUGAAACGGGCAGAAUCUCCACAGUGUUGCUCAGACAAUGGACUUGUCUCCCUGGUGACCCCAGAAUAAGGACCGUGAGGCUGAACCUGCCAGACUGGUUGGUGUAUCAAGCAGAUGGAAUAGUUCCAGACUCUCCCCCGGUGCUGAGUUGUAUCCUUCGAGCUUCAGUCAGAUAUGGUAGAUUAGAUGAUUCUGAGAUGUCUGUGGCGGCUCAGGAUGUAACGGCUUUGCAGCCCAGGCCCUUCUUCAGUCGGCCCGUUAAACAGCACCAGCUCUGUGUUGCCUGGGGCAAACAAAUGCUGCAACUGAAUCAGCACUUUUUAAAGAAACGGUGCCCCGUUGAGAAAGAAACUGUGAAGGUCCUGUCCACAAUUUACGCCUCAACAGGGGAAAACCAUGGCAUCACAACUACAUUUGAGCCCUUUAGGAAUGAGCUUCUGGAAUACCUGCGACUUAAAGCUAUCUCUUUUCCAUGGUGUGCACUCUCAAUAUGGAUCUUUUUGACCAGGCAUUGCCAGGGACGCCUGUGUGGUGUGUUUCAUCAUAUCAAUUCCCACAAUAACUAUGUCACACCGACACUUCUCCUCACAGACUCAGGCCAGCUCCAUCUACAGAUAAAUGGAGAAUCUGAGGAAUCCUCUGCUUUCCUCUCCCCGUUCACUGUACCUCAACAUGAGUGGUGUCAAAUUGGUGUGAUGUUCCAAGGCAGAACAGUGACGGUCUCUAUGGCAUGCAUGGAAAAAGAACAAAUAACAGUUACAUUCACAGAACGUGUGCACACUGUUCUGCUGGAUGACACAGAGGGAUAUUUUGUAGUUGGUGGAGGGAAAUUUAUCCACGGUGUGGAAGGAUAUGUGGGCCCUGUGGUCUAUUACCGAAACAGAGCAUCCCUCCACUUCAUGUCUGAAGCUCUUCCAGAUGUUAUUAGGAACGUGAACUUGACGGGUUGGAUGCAGACCUGUCAGGAAUUUCAACAUGAGAUGAAAGACAAGAUCGGUGGCUUUUCACUGAAGGCCAGACAGGAGACGGACUCUGAGACUUGUUUUGAUGCUUUCCAUAAGUGGGUGGUAAAGGAGAGAGCAACACGUCGACACUGUGAGCUGUGGGAGGAAACCGUCCCUGUCAGAACACAAGCUGCCAAACUGGCCGAGUUAUUAGUUUUCAAACAUGGAGGAAGAGCGGUCAGCCUGCCAGCUGUGGGCAGAGCCCUGUUCACUUUAUCACUUCACAAGCUGGGCAAAGACAGCAGCACUGCAGUGGUCAGCAGGAUUUUACCGCUGCUGCUCCAAGCUGGCUGUCUGGGUCACAACCGAGCUCUGCACAUGUCCUCUGUGUUCCUCAGCGCUGGACUGGGAGUCCGAAAACAGCCUCAUAAGGCGUGGCUUCUCGCCCUGCUGGCCGCCCAGAGGGAUGACCGGCUGGCUCUUCUGCAUCUGGGUCACCUGCACCACCGGGGACUACACGGCCUCCCCACAGAUCCAGAUCUGGCCUACGCCUAUUAUUCCAACAUUGCAAGACAGACAACGCUAGACCGUGAAAAUCCCACACCGCAGCAGAUAUUUGUUGAAGCAGUUUACUUGAACAACGAUGAAGUGUUGAUGCUUCAAACCAGUAAAGAUCAUCACAUCUUCCAGUGGCUUAAACUGCAGGCCAGCAGAGGAGCAGCUGAGGCCGAGCAAACUCUUGCACGCAUGCUGUUCUGGGGUCAGCAAGGGUUGUCUCCCAACGUGGAUGAGGCCGUGAGGCACUACAGGAGGGCAGCUGUCCAGCUGGGAGACCCAGUGUCCAUGUACGACUACGGGAUCUUACUUCUGCAGGGGCACGGUGUCGAGAAGGACAUUCCAAAAGCUGUCUAUUUCCUGAAGAAAGCUAUGGAAAAGGAUUUUGUUCCGGCCAUCAACGCCCUUGCUUGGUACUAUGAAAAGUUUGAACGUGACUAUGAGACGGCGGUGCAGCUUUGGGAAAAAGCCGAUCUCCUCCAGAGUCCAGACGCUGCUCUGAAUCUCGGUGUCAUGCACUCACUGGGUCUGUAUCCGGGGAAACCUGCCAACCAGUACGUGGCCUAUCAGUAUUAUCUGAAGUCUGCAGACAGAGGACACCUCAGGGGGGCCGUUUACCUCGCUGACUUCUGGACCACCGGGAUACCUGGCUAUGUCAACAGACGCCCAUCAGAUGCAGUUUUGUGGGUUAAAUGGGCGUCUGAGCACAACGGAUACCUGGGAAGCAUCCUACGGAAAGCCUUGGAUUCUUAUCUCCAGAAUGACAUGUUCCUUUCUCUGGUGUAUUACAUGAUGGCGGCUGAAGCCGGGUACACACCUGCACAGUUCAAUGCGGCGUACCUUUGUGAACAAAACACGGGAGAUUUUCUUGAUCCAGUCCAUAGAUCACGCUGUAUGUGGAGAUAUUACAACCUCACAAUCCAAAGUGAGAACUCCCAAACUUACGCCUUCAUUAAAAUGGGAGACCUCUUGUAUGAAGGUUACGAUGGCCGGCCAAAAGACUUGUUUUCUGCAGCACAGAUGUACACGUCGGCAGCUACAAGGCAGGAUCCACAGGGAUGGUAUAACCUUGGCCUGCUUGCUGAGGAGGGCUACAGGCUGCCUCUGUCUGUAUUGAUUGGACUUGGUCUGUCAGAGUUCCACCUCAAGGACAACCGUUUACUUCUAAAUGCUUUGUACGAAAGAUGCAGGGACUCAGAUGACCCGGACUCAUACUUACCUUGCAGCCUUGCUCUCUUCAAUGUGUUUCUCCGGUCAUUCCAAAAGGAAUUUAUCGCCACGUUUAAGGUUCGUACGAUGAGCCAGUCAAUGUAA